CGUGAUGGAUGGAAUAUCGGGGUUUGAUUGGUAUUUUUUGAUUCAGAAAUUACGAUGGACUCCUGAAACCCUUACGUUCACAAUAUAUACAAAGUAAUUAUGUAACAAUCGAGUAUUUCACAUAAUAAGGUAUUUUAAAAUAUUAGACUAUUUGUUUCACUAAUUUAACAAUUAGUUGAAUAAUUGAAACAUCUUUUUGAGCAUAUAUAUAUAUAUAAAAAUAAUAUUUCUGAAUAUUUUACCCUAUUAUGAUCAGACCUUGCGAACAAGUCAUCGCAACACGGGCUUUAACUAAGAACAGAUCAGCUCGUGUAACUACGUUUAACAUCUCUUUGUAUUAAUGUUUACUUUGCUUGUCACACGAGAAAAAGAAAACAUGUUUUAUAUUGUGAAUAAAAUGUCGCUUACAAAUUUGAAUCGUGCCAGACCAGGCAUAGUCACUUGUUCCUGUGCAAUUUAACUUUUCUACAGAAGAUUUAAUUAAUAUAGCGAACGCGGUAUAUCACAGAAUACCAAUGGUUUUCAAGCCCGGCCCAUCGACUCGGCGCUUGUUGUCGGAUUUUUUUUUCUUAACCGUUAUCAGCGACGUUUGUGUCACUCAUCACUGUAUCAAUCUCGAACACCAUAUAUUGAUUGGCGGGUUGAGAAUAGUGUUUCAAGGUAUUUGAGGUAAUAUUGUCUCCUCCCCCAAAAUAAAACAUGAAAGUUAAAAUAAUAGGAGAUCGAGGAAUAUUACUCUUUGACAUCAGGAAACGAAGAGACGAAUGACACUAGGUAUACGGAGCCAUUGUCAAUUUGCUUAGUCUUCGAUCGUAUCCGUGUCGUAAAUAUUAAUCAGCUAAGAUGAAAAAUUCACGCACAGCAAUAACGACUUUAACAAGAAGAUCGGAAUUGGUGACCUUGGUACCUUCUACGGCUACUGCAGUCACGAGUUCAAAUUCGGUGAAUCAAUGGAGUGAAGGAAGAAGAAAAUUUCUUCAGGUGCAUCAAGAUCGAUAUUUACAAAGAUUGGCAAUUCUCAGGGAAUCAUUACUACGAGAAAACAAAGAUUUUGUUAAACUCAAUUUGCCGAAAAACUCCGACAAAAGCACUGGAUUUUGGGAAGCUAUUUUGUCGGAUUUUAAUGACGCUUCAUUAUCAAAAAAAUUUCCUCACACAAAAUCCCACCGUUCAAUACAUGCAUCGCUUGGCGGCGGAAUGAGUGACGAAAAACAAAGAAGGGGACAUUUGGAACGAUUGCGACGAAUACGAAUUAUGCAGAUGCAACGAAGAUUGCCUCCUCAACUUGAACCGUUGCACGGUAUAGGAUUGGGUGCAAAAAAAGAGUCAAAGUUAAAAGAGAACAAGCAAGUGUCUCAAAGGGUUCCCCCAACCGCUUAUCACGUUGAUUGGAUGAAAGGAAAUCACGCGAUUACGCCCAUUGGCGACCACGAAAAAGCAAUAAACUCAUGGACACUCAAGCAUUUGAGAACGGUAGAUGUGGUACCGGAAAACGAAACAGCAGAUAAUUUUCCAAACGAUAUUCGAAGUCUUCUACGCCGUACAAGACACUCUUCAAAUGUCAGUGUGAAAGAAACCUCGGAAGAGAAAGAACACAUGGAAGUCAAAACCACUGCGAACACAAUUCCAGAGGCCAGACAAACAUCACAUUCGAAGCGAAGUAAAAGCACAGUGUCCCGAAAUGCAAUUACGGAACCUGAAACGCCACCUACGCCUCCACCUGCUCCGGCUUCGACUCCAUCUCCGCAAUCACCUUUCAUGUCCGAAAUAAUUUCCCAUCAUUCGGCCUCAACCUCUCGUUUAAACACCGCCAGUACCAGAAAGGGAGAAGAGAGCGACGCUGAAGAUAUCACAGUUGGUAGUCGGAAUUCCAACCUGGUUGAUCGAUCAACUUCACCUAUAGGUUUCAGAUUGCCACAUCUCAAAUCGGCCGAGAGAAACUCAGCAGAAGACAAGCCAGACUCGGCAAAUUCGAAAAGACACAUUGUUGUUAAAAUCCCUCAUGGAACUAGAUAGUCCAAUACCAGUCUCGUACGGUUCCAUUACAUUUGAACCCACGACAAUUGCACCUAUACGGAUAUUUGGACCCAUACUAACCCUAACCCAUGGAUUUUAUCACCCGCAUAUAGUUUGAACCCGCGGAUAUACGGGUGCAAAUGUACGGGUUCAAAUGCGCUGUCACCAUAUCGUACACAUAUGAGACUCCGUAAUCGCGUCUUCUUCCUGAUAUUUCUACUAGGAAGGCGGAAUUUGCUGGUCCACCGGUGUUUGUCCGAAGCUGACAAAAAGCUAAUUAUAGCUUACAAUGUGCAUAUAAUUUUCUUGCUGAAAUGUGCGGAUUUGCGUUAUAUGAUGUUAAUGUUAUACCAUUGCUCACCUAAUAAAAGUAAUCUUUUGUAUUUGAA
This is a messenger RNA of Styela clava, 2405 nucleotides long. RefSeq lists its product as uncharacterized. The record is from RefSeq and is a predicted model, not a curated record. NCBI's taxonomy places the organism in Eukaryota, Metazoa, Chordata, Ascidiacea, Stolidobranchia, Styelidae.